Messenger RNA from Hypomesus transpacificus, 1871 nucleotides. It is a transcript of the gene skap1, whose product is annotated as src kinase associated phosphoprotein 1. Lineage: Eukaryota; Metazoa; Chordata; Actinopteri; Osmeriformes; Osmeridae. Gene Ontology annotation, molecular function: protein binding. The record is from RefSeq and is a predicted model, not a curated record. Gene Ontology annotation, cellular component: cytoplasm; plasma membrane.
UUUUCUAAAUCUGUAGAUGCAUGCGGGGAAGUAGGCUAGUUCUGUUUCAUAACAGGUGCUAACUGCUAGAUGUUUCUUGUGAACUGUGAGAUGACAUGAUGACAACAGGGGUCAGGCUAAAGUGAUCCAAGAAGCAUCGCACGUAACUGUGGAUGUUAAGUGUGUUGGACAAAAGACUAACUAACGACUAAAACUUUCUCUGGAACUCUCUGGAGGGUAAAAGUCAGAAUGGGAACAGUCUCAGAAGACAUUAGGAGGCUUUUGGAUGAUUGUGAGCUGUUUGUGUCCAACAUCCUGCAGGAUGAGCAGCUCAGUAAUCAUGCCAGAGAAACAAGAGAGAUCCUCCUGAGGAACUUCAGAGUGGUUCACAACAGAAACCCUCAGGCGUUUCCCUACAGAUCUGAGUCUGUACAGGAGGAGAGUUCAGAUGACAACCGAAGCUCCAGCCUGGGCCGCUCCGACAACCUUUCUGUGGCCUCCGACUACCAGGACGACGGCUCUCCAGAGUACUUUGAGGAAAUCCCCAUCACUGCAGCCCAGGAUCUCAGCAACAUCUUGAGACAAGGCUACCUGGAGAAAAAACGACGAGAUCACAGCUUCUUCGGCUCAGAAUGGCAGAAACGAUGGUGUGUCCUCAACAACACAAUAUUCUACUACUACGGCAAUGAGAAAGACAAACAGCAGAAGGGGUCGUUCUAUAUCAAUGGCUACAGCGCAGAGCUGGUGGCUAACAUGCGCAAAGACUCCAAGAAGAAUGCCUGCUUUGAGCUAACUUCCCCUGGACGCCGCCCCUUCCAGUUCACUGCCAGCAAUCCUCGAGAGGCCAGGGAAUGGGUGGACCAGAUCAAUUUUGUCCUGAAAGAUCUGAGCUCCAACUUCAUCCCGUUUGAUGACGAUGAAGUGGACGAGGAUGAAGAUGAGGAGGAGACUUAUGAUGACAUUGGGGGGGUCAUUGGUUCUCAGCCACGCCCCCCCCCUACCCCGGCCAUGGUCCAGGCCCAGCCUAGGCCCCCCCCUAUCAACAACAAGGAAGACUGGAAGGCCAAACACAUGGGGCAGGAUGAGGAGGAGCAAGAGGAUGAUGACAUCUACGAGGUCCUCCCACAAGAUGAAUUUCCAGAGUCUGUUGAAGAUGAGAAGAAAUCAGAAUAUUCCUCGGAUUAUGCUAAUUACUACCAGGGCUUGUGGGACUGUGAGGCAGACCAGUCUGAUGAGCUGGCCUUCGGGAGAGGGGACCUCAUAUACAUCAUUAGUAAGGAGUACAACAUCCAUGGCUGGUGGGUUGGAGAGAUAAACGGCACCGUUGGUAUCGUCCCCAAAGACUUCCUUCUCCCAGCGUACAUCCUUUGAGAGUUGCUGUUACGCACAAAUAAGUUGGAGCUUCAUCUGAACAACCAGGCAUGAUAAACUGCAAAUGUUUUGGAUUCCUGUUUACAGUGUCGGUAAAUGUAUAACUAAUGUAUAGUUUACUAUGGGAAAACAAUGCCUGUGCAACCACCUGUUAUAAUUUUUCAUAUGAACCACAAGGUGUCAGACUUGUCACUAUCCUAUUUAUAAGUUCUGUUCAUAAUUAUGUUUGACAGUCUACGACAAAAUAAUAGAGUGAAUGUGUCUAUAAUUGUAAUCUAUAAAAGGUAGAGACGAAAAGUACAAGUCUAAUGGGUUGUAAACUCCAUUUAUUUCUAACGAGUCGAUAGUAUAUCAAUGUAACAUACUGUCCUUUUAGUACUUCUGUUCAAACAAAUCUUCAACGUCUUAUUCUUGCCCUUGAACAUCCCAUAGUUGACAUUACAAUGAAAUGUAUAAACUGUCAUUUUGUUUUCAUGCACAUAAAUUAAAACUGCAAUAAAAUAUUGACAGGUCAAAAUGCA